This is a messenger RNA of Eruca vesicaria subsp. sativa (arugula), 1308 nucleotides long. The record is from the annotation of a GenBank genome assembly. NCBI's taxonomy places the organism in Eukaryota, Viridiplantae, Streptophyta, Magnoliopsida, Brassicales, Brassicaceae.
AUGGAAGAGAGCAGAAAAACAGAACAAGUUAUGUUACUGCAGAGCUUAAAAAGAUUGAUCGUAUCAUUUGUUUGUUGUCUUCCAUUGUCUCUUUUAGGUCUUCUUCUCAUGUUUCUCUUAAUCUACAACAGCUUCUCUGUCUUCUCUCUUCAUCUUGAUCCAAUCCCACCCAAAUCCACUCUUCCACUCAAUUAUAACCACCAGUUUCUUCAUCAUCAUCCAUCAUUAUCAACAUCAUCAUCUAAGUCAGAUUCUUCAUUGUUGCUUGCGGUGAAAGAAACCUCUUUAGGGUUCGUACAAAAGCAGAACGUUUCGCCCGAAAAGAUAGAGAGAAGGACGAGGAGGCAUAAGAGAAGAAACCAGUUAACACCCGAGAUGACACGUAAGCCACAAGGAAAAUCAAGACAUGUAUUCAAGACUCGGAUCAAGUCAUUCUUGUCUAAAUCCUCAUGUGAGUCUCUGUUCUUCAUGAUCUGGAUCUCCUCCAUAGAAUCUUUUGGUCAUAGAGAACGUUUCACAGUAGAGAGUCUCUUCAAGUCUCACCCAAAUAGCUGUCUGAUCUUGGUCUCAAACUCACUUGACUGUCAGAGAGGAACCCUAAUAUUGAAACCCUUUACAGAUAAAGGGCUUAAAGUGCUUUCCAUCAAACCAGACUUCACUUACAUCUUCAAAGACACGUCAGCAGAGAAAUGGUUUGAGAGACUAAAGAAAGGAAUGUUCAGUCCAGGAGUGAUUCCAUUAGAGCAGAACCUCUCCAACCUUCUAAGACUAGUCUUGCUCUACAAGUUCGGCGGAAUCUACUUAGACACAGAUGUUAUAAUCCUCAAACCUCUCACCAAUCUCCACAACGUAAUAGGAGCACAAACAGUUGAUCAGGUUACAAGAAAAUGGAGCAGGCUCAACAACGCGGUGCUCAUCUUCGACAAGAACCAUCCUUUGCUUAAAAGCUUCAUCAAUGAGUUCUCAAGAACCUUCAACGGUAACAAAUGGGGUCACAACGGUCCAUACUUAGUGUCAAGAGUGGUUGCAAGAUUCAACGUUUCUUCCUCGGAUUUGGGAUUCUCUGUUCUUCCACCGUCUUCGUUUUAUCCAGUGGAUUGGACUAGAAUCAGUAGAUUUUACAGAGCGUCUGUGAGUGAGAGAGAAGCAAAGUGGUCAAGGAAGAGACUUAUGCAUUUACGUAAACAUAGCUUGGCUGUUCAUCUUUGGAACAGAGAGAGUAGGAAGCUUAGGGUUGAAGAAGGAAGCAUCAUUCAGAAACUAAUGUAUGAUUCUUGUAUCUUCUGUAACUCUUCAUUUUUACAUUAG